Molecule: messenger RNA, 1246 nt
Organism: Erythranthe guttata (spotted monkey flower)
Lineage: Eukaryota; Viridiplantae; Streptophyta; Magnoliopsida; Lamiales; Phrymaceae
Product: fasciclin-like arabinogalactan protein 21
Source: RefSeq, a predicted model, not a curated record
UUCAGAAUCUUUAAGUGAAGUUUCAACUAAUAAUUAAUCCAAAACAAACAAACAAAAUUUAUCAAAAACCGUUUUUGUUUAGCGAUGGAUGAAGAUGGAAGUAGUCGAUCUCCUUCAGCUGAUUCCGACGAUUCCGCAAGCUCUGACAGUUCUUCAAUGGCGGAUUCCCCCUGCUCUCACUGUUGGCGUGGCCCCUUCUACUUCGCCAUGUCCUUAACCCUUGCCUACCUCGCCGUCACAACGAUGAAACACUCCGCCCCGGAAAACCCACCACCCCCGCCGCUCCACGGCCUCGCGCUCAACGCCUCCGCCGUCCUCCGCCGCCACGGCGGCUUCCACAUAACCGCCGCCCUCCUCCAAGUCUCGCCGGACCUCUUCUUCUCCGGCAACGCCUCCACCGUCUUCGCCAUCCAGGACUCCGCCUUCUCCAACCUCUCAAUCCCGCCGUGGGAAAUGCGGCAGCUCCUCCUCUCCCACGCCGCCCCCUCCGCCCUCCCCACGGCGGAGCUUCUCAAGAAACCCCCUGGCUUCUGCUUCAAAACCCUCGCCGAAAACAAGAACCUGGUCAUCACAAAGAACAACCCGAAAACGGGCCCGAUCACAAUCAACAACGUACCCAUUUCCGACCCGGAUAUAUUCCUCGAAGGCCCGUUCUCAGUCCACGGCGUUCUCCGGCCACUCAACGAGAUUCCGGCGCCGGCGUGCGGCUUCUCCGACCACCGGAAUGUCGAAUGGACGGGGAUCAUAAAACUGCUGAGCUCCAACGGAUACGUUUCUUUUGCAAUCGGACUGAACGCGGUUCUCGAUAAGAUCGUUCGGAAUUACGAGAAGUUGAGCUCGGUAACCGUUUUCGCUCCGCCGAAUUCCGGGCUCAUAUCGUCUCCGUCGCCAUUCUUGGAUAGAAUUGUGAGGCUUCACAUUCUGCCUCAAAGGCUUAAUUACAUGGAAUUGAUCGCAACGAAAAAUUCGUCUCUCAAGACUCUGAUUCCGAGCUUUGAUUUGAAGAUCGAAAAGUUUACGCAAACUCUCGUGAUUGACGGGGUCGAGAUUACGAGGCCCGAUUUGUUUUCGUCGGAGACGUUUGUUGUUCAUGGGAUUCCAGGGAUUUUGAUGUUGUUGAGCUUUUCAGUUCAUUCAAAUAGUUUUGUUUUAGAUGAAAUUCUUUGCUUGGUGAUUUAGUUUCUUCAUCUUGUAAUUAGGAUAAAUUGAUUGAACAAGUAUACAUACAAUAUUCAUUACUUGAAAA